UGGGUGAGCUCGAGUGUGAGUCGGGCUGCGGGAGACUUGAGAACAGUUGGGAGCUAGCGAGAGCGCGCCAGAGAGCGAGCCAGAGUGAGAGGAGUGAGUGUGAGCGGACCUAGAGGAGUCGGCACGAGAAAACGAGGGUCGGAGGACCCAAGGUUGAGACGGAGUGACCAUGGCUGUCUCUGCACCUCCGGUAAUCUCUGCAACUUCCAGCGGCGCCGGCGUCCCAGGGGGAUUGUUUCGGGCUGAACCCCUGUACUCGACUUCGGGAGAGCCCCCUCGACUCACCCCUAGUAUGAUCAACAGUUUCAUGACCAAUAACCACAGCGGCAGCGCAGGGGGUGGCAUGGUCGGUAGUGGCGGUGGCGGCGGCGUCAGCGGCAACACCAACACCAACGAAUGCCGGAUGGUCGACAUGCACGGGGUGAAGGUGGCUUCUUUCCUAAUGGACGGCCAAGAACUGAUCUGCUUACCGCAAGUCUUUGAUCUUUUCCUCAAGCACCUGGUGGGAGGGUUACACACGGUAUACACUAAGCUGAAGAGACUGGACAUAUCCCCCGUGGUGUGUACUGUGGAGCAGGUCCGGAUCCUGCGCGGGCUGGGGGCUAUCCAGCCAGGCGUGAACCGCUGCAAGCUCAUCACCAGGAAAGACUUCGAAACUUUGUUCACCGAUUGCACCAAUGCCAGAAGGAAGAGGCAAAUGACAAGAAAGCAAGCUGUUAACAGCUCAAGGCCUGGAAGGCCCCCUAAGCGUUCUCUGGGAGUGUUGCAGGACAAUGCCCGCCUUCUGCCCCAUGCAGUCCCAGGCCUCUUAUCACCAGGACUUAUCACUCCGACAGGUAUAACAGCUGCAGCAAUGGCUGAGGCAAUGAAGCUGCAGAAGAUGAAGCUGAUGGCUAUGAACACUCUGCAGGGAAAUGGAAGUCAAAAUGGAACUGAAUCUGAACCUGAUGAUCUGAAUUCUAACACAGGUGGAAGUGAGUCCUCCUGGGAUAAAGAAAAGAUGCAGUCUCCUCUUGCUGCUCCUGGACCCCAACAUGGAAUUGCGCAUUCUACCCUUGCUGGUCAGCCUGGCCUUGGUGGUGCUCCUACUCUCAAUCCAUUGCAGCAGAACCACCUGCUAACCAAUAGACUGGAUCUGCCAUUUAUGAUGAUGCCUCAUCCCCUACUUCCAGUCAGCUUACCUCCUGCUUCAGUUGCCAUGGCAAUGAAUCAGAUGAACCAUCUCAAUACUAUUGCCAACAUGGCUGCUGCAGCCCAGAUUCACAGUCCACUCUCCAGAGCUGGUGCCUCUGUUAUUAAGGAGCGGCUCCCAGAGAGUCCUUCUCCUGCUCCCUCUCUGGAAGAGAGUCAUCGCCCUGGGAGCCAGACAUCCUCCCACCCCAGUAGCAGUGUGUCCAGCUCUCCCUCUCAGAUGGAUCAUCAUUCAGAGAGAAUGGUUAUGAUGCCCAGCAAUAGAGAGGAACUUAUUGUUGAUCAGGAUAAUGGACCAACUAUCAAAAAGUUCCAAAGGGAUAAUAAAGAAGAGGUACCAGUUCAAAUCCCAAUGAUGAAGUCACCCUUGGACAAGAUCCAGCUGACUCCUGGGCAGGCAUUGCCCCCUGGAUUCCCUGGACCAUUCAUUUUUGCUGAUAGUCUGUCCUCCGUGGAGACUCUGUUGACCAACAUUCAGGGUCUACUGAAAGUGGCUUUGGAUAAUGCUCGUAUCCAGGAGAAACAGAUUCAACAAGAAAAGAAGGAACUGCGAAUAGAACUCUACAGAGAGAGAGAAAUUAGAGAAAAUCUUGAAAGACAACUUGCAGUUGAGCUGCAAAGCAGAACUACCAUGCAAAAGCGCCUGAAGAAGGAGAAAAAAGCCAAGAGAAAACUUCAGGAAGCCUUGGAAUUUGAAUCCAAGCGCCGAGAGCAAGUCGAGCAGGCACUUAAAGCCACUGCUAAUGACAGUGGGCUGAGGAUGCUGAAAGAUACUGGAAUUCAAGAUAUUGAACUUGAAAACAACGGGACCCCUCAUGAUAGUGCUGCUAUGCAAGGAGGUAACUAUUACUGUUUAGCAAUGGCACAACAGUUUUAUUCGGCCUGAAAGGUCCUCGCUGGCUUUACAUAAAUGAAGAUGCUUGUGAAUCCAGCUUAUCUCUGAAACUAUUCAACAUGGAGUUAUUUCAAUUGUCUUGAUCAGCAAAGCUCUGUUUACCGAAGCAUUUAUUCAAUCUGUUUAAAAAAAAAAAAAAGAACGUGUGUAAACUUUCAAAGCAAUGAUGUAAACUUUGUCCUGAUGUUAGACUGUCCAUUUAAAAUAUGAGCUAAAUCCUAAUGGCUAAAGUAACUUGGUCAUAUUUGAUGCUGUUCUAUGUUCAUUUCAGCUUGGCUUUUUGUCUUUCAAGGGGAAAGUUCAGUAGUGUAUUAGAGAAUAGAAACUUAAAUGUGUGGUUUUUCUGUUUUACCAUAUGCUAAGUUAAAGUACACCUUCUUUGUUUAAAAUGUACUUGCUUAACUUCCAUAUGAAUAAAAGCAUUUUGAAUUUGUC
Molecule: messenger RNA, 2521 nt
Organism: Ochotona curzoniae (black-lipped pika)
Lineage: Eukaryota; Metazoa; Chordata; Mammalia; Lagomorpha; Ochotonidae
Gene: DACH2
Product: dachshund family transcription factor 2
Exons: 13
Coding region: 170-2077 (635 amino acids)
Source: RefSeq, a predicted model, not a curated record